This is a messenger RNA of Cygnus atratus (black swan), 1644 nucleotides long. It is a transcript of the gene FRG1, whose product is annotated as FSHD region gene 1. Gene Ontology annotation, cellular component: catalytic step 2 spliceosome; nucleolus; striated muscle dense body. The record is from RefSeq and is a predicted model, not a curated record. Gene Ontology annotation, molecular function: actin filament binding. The transcript has 9 exons. Lineage: Eukaryota; Metazoa; Chordata; Aves; Anseriformes; Anatidae. Bases 11 to 817 code for a protein of 268 amino acids.
CCCCGGGCGCAUGCGCGGCCCGAGCCGCCCUGCCCUGGGUCCCGACAUGGCGGAGUACUCCUGCGUUAAGUCCACCAAGCUCGUCCUCAAAGGGGCGAAGGAGAAGAGCAAGAAGAAGCACAAGGAGAAGAAAAGGAAAAGGGAGGAGGAUGCGGAAGAGCAGCUUGAUAUCGUCGGAAACUGGUGGGCUGUCAGUAAUUUCGGUGAAAUUACAGGGACUAUAGCGAUAGAAAUGGAUAAAGGAGCUUACAUCCAUGCCCUUGAUAAUGGCUUGUUUACACUUGGAGCACCGCAUAAAGGUGAUGAAGGCCCUAGUCCUCCUGAACAGUUUACAGCAGUGAAGUUGUCUGAUACAAGGAUUGCUCUGAAGUCUGGUUAUGGCAAAUACCUUGGUAUAAAUUCAGAUGGACUUGUUGUCGGACGUUCAGAUGCUAUAGGAUCAAGAGAGCAAUGGGAACCUGUCUUUCAAGAUAAGAAGAUGGCGUUGCUAGCAGCAAACAGCCGUUUUAUCAGAUGUAAUGAAGAGGGAGAUAUAGAAGCCAAAAGCAAAACAGCAGGGGAAGAAGAAAUGAUAAAGAUUCGAACUUGUGCUGAAAGAGAAGCUAAGAAGAAGGAUGACAUCCCACAAGAAGAUAAAGGAAAUGUUAAACAGUGUGAAAUCAAUUACGUAAAGAAAUUCCAAAGUUUUCAAGACAAAAAGCUCAAAAUAAGCAAAGAAGAUACGAAAGCCCUCAGAAAAGCCAGAAAAGAAGGCACUUUUCACGAAACACUGCUCGACAGGCGAGCAAAAGUGAAAGCGGAUAGAUACUGCAAGUGACAACCAGCUGGGCCGUUUUCCUCUGCAUCUUUGAUUAUGUGGUCAAAUUGAAAACACAAGUAAAAUGUUUUAUAAUUACUUUUUAUGAAAGGCAUUUUGCUGAUGUUUUUAUUAUAUUAUUUUUAAAGGACUGCCUGAGAGCUAUAAUUAGGCAUUGAACUAGUGUCACCUUCUAGUAAUGAAUAGUGAGAUAAUUAUUUAACAAAAGACAAAUUGUUUCAUCCACUGAAUCUUCUGAGGUUGAUGAAAGGAACCUGAACUUACAGUGAUUAAAGGGCAGAUUAGAAUGGUGAUAAAGCUCGAAAGGAAAAUAUUGUUAGCCCAUUGAACUAUUAAGAAAUAUGUAACUCUCUUCAACAAGCAUGAAGAAAUAAUUGCAAAUGGAUGUCUUAGAAUACAUCGUAUCAGAAACUGAGUAGGAUGUCUGUGGAGCCUUUCUGCACUGUAUCAGGUAGGGGCCAGAAUAUUCAGUCUUGUUUAAACAGUGUUCAAAACAGACCUACUGUCUGAUGGAUAAAUGACGUAAUCCAUAUGGUGGAAGUGUGAACAAGUCACAAGAACGCCGUUACAAAUGGAAAUGCGGGUGUCUCAUAAGAAAAGGGAAUGACUGGCUUGUGUUAGCAGGCUGCUCAUUUUACGAGAGGGGAAGACAUUUCAAUCAAACUUGCUGGUUUCUUUAGGGUAUGGACUUCAAUUUAAAAAAACAAAACAGCUUUUUUUAAGGUCAUAGUGUAAUACAUGUUCCUAGUAUCUUGUAUAAAAUACGUUUUUCCGUGUCUGUUCUGAUUACCAAGUUUUUCAAUAAAAACAUCUCCAUAGGAACUACC